UGUGGUGGUUCAGGGUGCGUUUGUAGAAGUCCGGGCGUGUUGUGACUGAUCUGUAUAAGUUGUAGGAUGGUCAGAGUGCGUUUUACAAUGGCCAGAGUGCGUGGUGAAUGUUGGGUCUGGUGUGGGCGGUAGUCGGAGGAGAGGAGAGGAGCAGAGAAGGUGAGCACCACCCCCGCUGCAGCGCCCGCAUCGCCAGUCACGCCGCCUUCGGUGCAGCUGCUGAUUCCCCAGUUACCACCAUCUUCUUCAGCACACCUGCAGCGUUACCAGACUCUUCAGUCGCCGCCGUCUGUACAUCUGUCUCACCACCUGCCUCCCCCACCUCCAAGGUACACAUUGCUCCCCGCAUAGCGUUUCCUGAUGGCUUCCUUGGCCAUGCUGCUGGGGCUGCUGGUGCUGGCCCCCGCAGUGUUUAUGUGUCCUGCCCCUGGAGUCAGUGACCAACAGAUCUUGAAGGAUAAUCCUCAUCUCCGCGAGCUGUUUAUGCGCUACGCCGAAGGUACUGGCGUCAUCACGCCGGAGGGGCUGCAGAAGCUCUUGAAUAAUCUAGGUAUUGGUGUGAACCAUCACCAUGGUCAUGAGCACCACUCGGAUGACGACCACGUCACCCACGACCAUCAUCCAGAGGACCACAGGUGCUCUGGUAUUCGUCUGGGUGGCGACCACAGCCACUCUGGUGACGACCCCAAGCACGCUGCUGUAGAUAACAAAGACGCGCACGACGACAAUGGGCGCAGUAACCACUUCGAGGACGACCACGGCCACUCUAAGGACCACGCUCAACACGACCAAAUGGAUUACAACAACGCCCGUCAAAACGACAGGCCUUACCCUAUAGACAACAACCACAGGAACGACAACCGAAAAAGAAGUGUGGGUGAGACGACCAGCGGUAGUGAUGCGCAUCCCUACGACCACAGUGAUGACCACGGGCACCACGACCAUGAGCACCACGACCACGGGCACCACGACCACGGGCACGAGGAAGAUGCAGGGAGAAAGGACAGCCAAGAGCACACUGCAGAUAACACUAGAGGAGGCAGGGGCGUCACCUCGGCACGACUUCGAGCCAAUGGUACCUCCUCGGCAACGGCGCCAGAGGGAGGAACUAAGUUUGACGGGAUUGUUGACUUACUAUUGGGAUCGGGAUUAUCUGCCGGUGAUUCUGUUACGGCUCGUGGAUUCCUGGAUUUAUGCCCAGGGAUUGUCAACUACUUGGACAUAUGCACCAUGGAGAGUCAGCACAGUGAUCCACAUAACCAUGGUGAACUUGAGCACUCACAUGGCCAUCGCCGUGGCUAUAAACACGAUGGUGAUGAAUUUACUGCAGAGAGUUGGAUCGGGGCUGUAACAAGCAUGAUUGUCAUUGGACUGGUGGGGUUGGCGUGCAUCAUGCUGAUUCCUGCACUGAAACGAGUCCAAUAUUACGACCAAGUUAAUCAGUUCUUGAUGGCCCUGGCUGUUGGAACGUUAGCAGGAGAUGCCCUAAUCCAUCUCCUCCCUCAUGCUAUCAGCAUGGAAGUUCCACAAGGUAGCAAUCCCCAUGUACUGCAUUCAUUUUAUGGCUUCACAGCACUAGGAGGGAUAAUUUUAUUCCUCUUCUUGGAACGGUUCCACAACAUGUUUUGUGGGAAUGGCCAUGCACAUGGGCAUAGUCAUGAACUUCCAGGAGAUCUUACAAAGAGUAAGGAGGAGGUAGAUAAGGAAACAGUAGAGACAGCAACAACCAUAGAAGAUACUGGAAGUCAUACUAACGAGAAGAUAGGUGAAAAGCUCUCAAAACAUUCCAAACAUAAUUCCUUCAUAUAUGCAGAAAGCACAAUGACACUUGAUGCCCAAAACUGCUUUGAGGGUUGCAGUUCCAGCCCAAGUAGUGAUGCAAAUGGGAACACUGGUAAUGGCUUAGAAAAGACCAGGUUUGGGGAUGAUGAGCCAGGAUCAGUACCUGAGGAUACUGAAGUUACUUGUAUUGAAAAAUCCAUAGAAAAGGAGAAGCUGGCAUCCAAUGCAGCAGAGAGAGAAAGAUUAGUUACUACUCCAGCAGAAAAAUCUGAAAUGGGUGGGGAACUGUCCCUCAUAUUAAACACGCCUUCUGUGCGUCCCAAAGUUUUAAGACAGAACAGCAGCAGCUUUAACAUGGUACUUCAGGAGUAUCAUGUUGGUCACCAUGGUCACUCUCAUCAUGGACACUCUCAUGUUACAGGUCGUAAGGAUUCCCUUCGGGCCAUGAUAUUAGUCGGCGAUGCCUUGCACACAUUUUUGGAUGGUAUGGCCAUUGGAGCAGCAUUUGGAACUAGUAUAACAGGAGGAGUAGCCACCUCUAUUGCUGUACUUUGUCAUGAGCUUCCACAUAAAGUUGGGGACUUUGCCUUGCUGUUUGAGAUGGGCAUGGAAAAGGCUCAGGCUGUGAAAAUGAUGGGGAUGCUGUGGAUCUUCAGCUUAGGUGGAGUUGUCAUGGGAGUCCUGUUAGGUUCCAUUCCUACUGCCUCACCUUGGAUUUAUUCUUUCACUGCUGGAGUCUUUAUCUACUUAGCUUUAGUAGACCUGUUGUCAGAGCUCCCAGUGAAUCGAGGCGAGAAAUUUAGCGUGGCACUCCAAAUGUUUCUUCAGGGCCUUGGGAUGUUGACAGGUGCCACCAUUAUGCUCUUCAUUGCUAUCUAUGAACAUGACUUAGAAGAUCUGCUCAACCGCUCAUUUUGAUGAUGUGAUUAUAUUUUGUGAUGUGUGUUAGUGUGAAAUGUGGGUUUACUUGGGCUUGUUGUAUAAGCUCCUGUGUGUGGGUACUUCUGGUUAGUUGCAGUGGAAAUGAUCAGUGAAAUAAUCUUUUGGAGUACUUUCUUUCAAGCCCAAAACUUGAUGUGUAAUGGAAUUGGUCACUGGUGAUAUGAUACAGCAUAAAUAAGAAAUAUGAAUAUGGGUGUUAUUCCACUGAGGAAGCACAAGUCCCAAGCCAUGUUAAUGUUGUGGAGCUAGAUCAUUUGAGAAAUCUUGAUAAUGUAGCCUAAACCUACUGUAUAUCUAGACUUUGCACAGCCAUUUACAUGAGUAAAUCACUUAGAUUGAAACUGAAUUGAAAACUUGCCUUAAAAUAAUCUCAGAUCUCAUGCAAUAUGUGUUGGUGUUACAGUGUAAGUUCCUAUGGUGCUUUUUUAUUUCUGUUUUUUCUUCUCAGGAGGAAGGGUAGAUAGAUAUUCAUUGUAGAUUUAAUUUUUAGGAAUAAUGAACAUUGUUUUACUUUUGAAACUAAGCCAUAUUAUCAUGGUUUAUGGUUAUCUAUAAAUGCAUGGAGAACAUUGUGUUAAGUAUUUUGGUAGUGAUGCAGCUGUAGCUCAUCAUAUAUUAUAUACUCCAGUUUGAUAGUUAUUUUUUAAGUGUGGUAGAUUGCAGAGGGGCCAUUGCUAACAUUUAUUUGUAUUCCAUUUUACUGAUGAAAACGCUUAUUAUUUAUGCCUACACAAGACAUCUGUUACCUUCUUUCUUACUGUAUUCAGAUUUGCCCAUGCAUUUUACUUUGUUCUUGAAAGUCAUGACUGUUCCAUGAAUGGUAGCUAUUUCAGUGAAGUUACAAUACUGAUUUUUAGUCAUUGUCAUUAUUUCAUUAUCAGCAUUACCUGCUAUGUGUAGAGAACAAGACGAUAUAGGUAAGAGUGUGAAAAAUUAAGGAGUUUCAACUGCACUGGUACAUCUUAUGUACUUAAAAUGGUCUAUAAAGAUCAAAUCUUUACAAUGUAGUAGUUUCUGGAUAUGUUACCUGCCAUUUUAUGUCAAGUGGUGGACCUCAUGUUUUACUGUUGCAUUUAUCUUCUUGGUUUUCCCUUAAAGAUGUAAUUAGAUGAUCAUUCUCGCCAGGAAGAUACAUAAAUUAGGUGCUGACGUAUGUAGAAACUUGUAUAAAGAAUCUCAAAAAACUGAAUAUUUUUAACUAAUAAAAAUAGUGAAACAAAGAUACUGUGAAGUAUUAUGGUGUUUCUGACUAGAUUUAGUGGUAGUCUCUAUAGCAUGGGAGAAUUAUCCCUGCACUGUUGGUAAGCAGAAGAGAUUUGAACCUCAUUUGACAUUGAUCAUGACCCCCAUAUAUUUGCAACUCAUAUUUUACUAUAGCCUGAGGAUAUUUCAUUCACAGCUUAUAGGUGUCAACUUACUUUGUAAUUAGGAUUAAGCUGAUUGAGUAGAGCAAGUUUACCGUUUAUUUCAUAAUACAUUUUUUUAUGUGUUUAGAGUCAAAGUUGGUGUAUAAUGUGUACUGUAGAAGAUUAGUUUUGUAUUGAAAGAUUCUGUACAAUGUUAAUGAAUGUAAUGGUAUAAGUGGAAACUCUAUUAAAUGUAUCAAAUGUAAAUGUUUUCUGGUAAAACUAAAGGAACAUUUUUUACAGGUCAACAAAUAUUGGAAGGUGAAGGACUGGUAAUGACAAUCAGUUUAAACUUAAAAGAGGUUAAUGAAAGUAACAGACCGGGUUCAUGGAAAAUGUGUAAUUAAAAAAAUAUAUAUCCGAGGUCUGAUCGAAAAGUAUCCGACCUUUAGCAGGUGAAAAAAAAACAAGCUUUCUUACUGAGUUCAAACUUUAAUCCCCUUCAAAGUAGGCCCCUUGGGACUCAACACACUUAGCCCAGCGGUCCUUCCAUUGCUGGAAACAUUUUGUAAAGUCAGUUUUUGGGAUCGCCAACAUGAUCUUCGUCGCAUUUUUCUUUAUCUCAUUUGUGUCCUCAAAUUUCGAACCCUUCACCAGCAUCUUAAUUUUAGAAAACAGCCAAAAGUCGCAGGGAGCCAUGUCAGGAGAAUAGGAGCCUGCCGGACCUGUGUGAUCCUGUGUUUGGCCAAAAAAUCCUGGACAAGAUGGGAUGAUGAGUGGGCUGGAGCCUUGUCGUGGUGGAGCUGCCAGUUCUCCGCCUCCCACAACUCUUGUCUCUUGCGACACACUGCAUCCCGUAGGCAACGGAGAACUCCCCAGUAGUACUCUUUAUUGAUUGUUUGACCAAGCAAUUAAUAAAGAGUACUGCUGGGGAGUUUCAUUAUCAGAAAUUUCACAUUCAUGGAGUAGACAAAUUAGAGACCAUAUUUCUACUUGCACAAGAUUUUCAUGUUUAUGAAAUUCCGUGCAAGUACGAAGCAUUCAGCCACACAAGAGACUGUGUUAGUUACAUGCACUAAUGUUUUCUCCUUCAGCACAUUUUAUGGAUGACUCUUUUCAAUAUAACUGACCAGAUAGAUCGCUGUGUUCCCAGUAGGGUACUAACCCCAACGAUCAAAGUGGAUCAUGGCUUGGUUUUGCUUUCAAAUUGCGCACCUUUAUUUUGCUGGGACUGCAAAGCCUCGCAGCUACUAAAUUGGGGAAAAAUUGUAUGUAGUACUAACUGUAAGCCUCCCCACCACAUUCCCGGUACCUUCCCCUAUUAUAUCCGUCAGUAACUUUUUGAUUGUGAUGCUGUGUAGAUGCCGCUCCUCCUCCUCUCAUCCUUCCGCCUCCCCUGACCCUUCCUCACUUCCCUUCACUUGUCCCCCCCAUCACUCCUGACCUCUCCUCAGUACCCGCCAUUGGCCUCUCAUCUCCCCUGACCCCUCCUCGCUACCCGCCAUUUAUCCCCCCAUCUCCCCUGACCCUUCCUCACUUCCCUUCACUUGUCCCCCAUCUCCCCUGACCCUUCCUCACUUCCCUUCACUUGUCCCCCCAUUUUCCCUGACCCUUCCUCACUUCCCUUUACUUGUCCCCCCAUCUCCCCUGACCCUUCCUCACAUCCCUUCACUUUUCCCCGCAUCUCCCCUGACCCUUCCUCACUACUUUCCAUCUUAUUUACUCAUUCACCACCAGCAUUAUACUUUGCAUUUUUUGUUAUUUUUGUGUUUUCCAUGUUCCUACACAUUAUUAUUUUUUCCCUUUGGGGUAGUAACGAUCCACUACUGGUAUGUACAGGUAUUUUUAUUAUACAGGUAACCCUAGUUUAGUGAUCAGCACGCUUUCCUGAAAAAUCGAUCACUAAGUGACAUGAUCACAAAACAAGGGAUACCUGUACCUAUUUACAAACUAGAAACUUUUUUGUACCUAUGAAAAGGUCUAAAAGUUACUUUUUUAUUUUUGGGGGGUGGUUGACAGAAAGGGUGAAGUGGUCCAUCAUUGAUGGUCCACUAUGCCAUUUAAAUGGCCUAUAUAGGAUUUUUUUCUGAAUAUUUUUAUUUUGUGCAUCUGAAGAAAGCAACACUGGGGACAAUUUGCAUACUUAAGGGGUUAAGUUAUUUGAAUAUAAUAUAGUCACUUGGUAAUCAGUGUUAAGUUUGUGUUAGACGUGGAGUGUACAGCCAGAUUAUGUAAGGCACUGUAUACACACAAUAACAGUUAACCCUCCA
Molecule: messenger RNA, 6340 nt
Organism: Homarus americanus (American lobster)
Lineage: Eukaryota; Metazoa; Arthropoda; Malacostraca; Decapoda; Nephropidae
Product: zinc transporter foi-like
Exons: 12
Coding region: 361-2700 (779 amino acids)
Biological process (GO): zinc ion import across plasma membrane; intracellular zinc ion homeostasis
Cellular component (GO): membrane
Molecular function (GO): zinc ion transmembrane transporter activity
Source: RefSeq, a predicted model, not a curated record